Molecule: messenger RNA, 1533 nt
Organism: Entamoeba invadens IP1
Lineage: Eukaryota; Evosea; Mastigamoebida; Endamoebidae
Exons: 1
Coding region: 1-1533 (510 amino acids)
Source: RefSeq, a predicted model, not a curated record
AUGGCGUUUACUGUUUUACAAUUCCUCUUGUUUUCACUCUUCUUUAUUGUUGUCACAUCACAAGACCAAAAUCACAGAGUCUGUAUGAUCGACUUUGGUGCUAUUAGUAUGGAUACCAAUUCAAAGUACUUAAACAAGUCGUAUGAUUGUUAUGAUCGAAUACCAGACCCCAAGAAAGAAAUUUUUGCUAUGAAUUUGAACAUGGCAUGUUAUGUCCACGAAAAAAUGAUGUUUCUCCACACCUCAUCAAGAACCAUCAAUAGAUGUGGGCAAUGGCUUCAAAUCGUCGGCUCAUCACAAACUCAGAUGAAUUGCAUGAUAGCUGGAUAUAGAAAUUAUAUCAGACCAACUUUAACUGGCGAUAAAGAGGAAAGACUGAUUGCAGUGCAACCACACCUUUUCAAAACUUUAACCGCCGGUUUUGUAAAUCAAGCAGAAGAUAUGACACAAGUGACUGUUUCAUUCAGUGAUAUUGGGUUGUCUGCUACACCAGUUUUGUUCGUUCUGAAUAGAACAGAAACUGAAGUCAAUUUGCAGAUAGUGAAUGCCAAUAAAGUGCAAUCAAAAAUAGCAUUAGGUCGUGUUUCAACUAAAGAGUUGUUAUAUUUCGAUAAAAAUCUCGACGACACAUUCACUCUUCCUUUAUACAAUGAGAAUAUUUAUGUCUCUUUAAUAGCUUUAGACAGUGAAAAUAUUAAUAUUGAUAACAUCAAUUUGGCCACUGGAGAUCGAUACGCGUCGGGUGUUAGAUUUGAGCAAAACAAGAUUUUAAAGUGCAAGUUCUUUACAGAAAUUCAAGUCUUUGAAGAAGGCAGUGCAUUUGAAGAACUCAUGUUCUUCAAAUGGUAUAUCAAACAUAUUAAUAUGGAUGGCACUGGAACAAUGUACGACUCUGCACUUAAAAAUAUUGUGUUGAACAUUAAAGAUCAACAAACAAAAAUAUCGUUUUUCUACCCAACUGAAAUUUUGAUGAACAACGACUUCAGUGAAUUCCUUUUUAAAUUCACUCUCAGUGAUUUGGAGGGGUUUGAGUUGAUUAGAGCCGAUUUGGAGUUGAGUACCGACUAUACAAAAGUCGACGAAGAAAACACAUAUUACACAGAGGAACACUUAAUCACCAAAUUAACUAUUAACCAAACUAUAAAUAAGGUAAAAAUUAAAGCCAUAUUUGAUAAAACACUCAAAGUGUUUUCUAAUACAAUUUCUUUUGUGUUCAAAACACGAGUUGGAAGCCAACUUACUAUUGGAACUUCUUAUCUCACUAGAUCGGACUUUUAUGAUAAUCAACCAGACUGUAAUAGUACUUCCUUCGAUUGCGAACAUACAGAGUGCUUGACUUUGGACAAUGACACGGUCGAAGACGGACCUAAUCCUUUCACUAAACAAUGUCGACCAACAUGUGGUACUUGUUUUGAUGUCUUUAAAUGUUCCACAUCAGGAAAGUGUGUCAAUGAAAAGGUUAUUAAUCUUCGAAACAAUAGUUAUGGUUCAUCGUUGUUGUUAUCCCUUAUUCUCUUGGCUUUAUUAUUGUAA